AUGGCCCAGGCCACUCACUACCUUUCAACAUAUGGGUCAAGAUACGGUGAGAGCAAACCGGUUAAAGUCAGUUUUGGCGGAGAUGACCUGAAUCUGGAGCCAGAUUGUUCGGUGGACAGAACCUUUGGUCCUACCGCAAGAAACCCACUCAAAGUCGUCGUCCGAGGAAUUCCUACUCACCCAAAAUAUGUGAAUGAAGUUCUUGAUGCUGUGAUAUGUGUUUUGGAGGCUCUUGCAGUAAGUAUUUUAAAAUAUUUACAGACAUCCACUGGUUAUGAAGCUGCCUGUCUCAAUGUGAACAACCAUGCAAGUGACAAUCAUGGUGAAGAAGUAGAUGAGGGGUUCACCAAGGCCAGAUGCUCAAACUGCUCUAGUACUAGCAGCAAUGGAGCAGUUUAG
Molecule: messenger RNA, 399 nt
Organism: Paraglomus brasilianum
Lineage: Eukaryota; Fungi; Glomeromycota; Glomeromycetes; Paraglomerales; Paraglomeraceae
Source: the annotation of a GenBank genome assembly